GAUCCCUUCUCUCUCACUUUCCCUCCUCUGAACCCAAAAUCUCUCUUUCUCCUUACCCAGAAAUCCUAAUCCAAACCACGAUUUCUUUCCCAAACUACACCCACCAUCUCUCUCUAUCUACCACCCAUGGGCCAAAGAUUGAGUGGCUUGAAGCGGAAGCGGGAGACUGAAUCCGAGGACCAAAACCAGGCUCGCAAGGUUGUCGUCGUCGAAGACCCAAACAAAGAAGUCCAAUCAAACUCAACCACAAGAACCACCUCGUCAUCUUCUCAAUCUAGUUGGGAUUACGACGUCUUCUUGAGUUUCAAAGGUGAAGACACUCGCAAGAACUUCACUGAUCACCUCUACUCCGCCUUGAUGGGGGUCGGAAUUCGUACCUUUAGAGAUGACGAUAAGCUUCAAAGAGGAGAGAACAUCUCUACCGAACUACACAAUGCGAUUCGUGGAUCAAUGAUUUCUAUUGUGGUAUUUUCCGAAGGCUAUGCUUCUUCAAGGUGGUGCCUUGAUGAGCUUGUGGAGAUCGUGCAUUGUAGGAAUACCAUAGGCCACACUCUUCUUCCGAUAUUUUAUCACGUGAACCCUUCAGAUGUCCGACACCAGAAGGGAACUUUGGCAGAAGCCUUUGAUAGGCAUGAAAAGCGGUUUCAAAUCGAUAUGGAGAGGGUGCAAAGGUGGAGAGCAGCACUUACUGAAGUUGCAAAUUGUUCCGGCUGGGAUCUUAAUAACAUUGCAGAUGGGUAUGAAUCAAGAUUCAUCAAAGAGAUUGUUGAAGAAGUUUUGUGUAAAGUGAACCCCGCUCGCUUGGAUGUUGCCAAACACCCAAUAGGAAUGGAGUCUCGUGUUGAUGAUAUUAAAUGUUUAUUAAAUCUUGGAACAAGUGACGUUCGCAUUGUGGGCAUUUACGGAAUGGGUGGAAUAGGUAAAACAACCCUAGCAAAAGCUGUCUACAAUGAAAUAUGUGAUGCAUUUGAAGGAAAGAGCUUUCUUUCAAACCUUAAAGAAAGUUCAGAAAAGCAUGGCUUAGUUCAUUUACAAGAACAUCUUCUUUAUGAUAUCUUGAAAACGAAUUUGAAGAUUGACAAUGUUGAUAGAGGAAUCAUAUUGAUCAAGGAAAGACUUCAUCGCAAAAGAGUUAUUGUUGUUCUUGAUGAUGUGGAUGACUUUGAAAAACUACACAUGUUAUUCGAAAAGGAAUGGUUUGGUUUAGGAAGUAGAAUCAUUGUAACAACUAGAAAUGAACAUUUGCUAAGGCAAUUGGGGGUAGAUGAAAAAUAUAAACUAGAAGAACUGAAUCAUUGGGAGUCUCUUCGACUGUUCAGCUGGCAUGCCUUUAAGAUGGCCUAUCCAAAAGAAGAUUACUUAGAGCUUUCAAUUGAAGCAGUGGAUUAUGCUGGAGGACUUCCUUUAGCUCUAGUGGUUUUGGGUUCUUUUCUUAAAGAAAGAAGCAUUGCUGAAUGGAAAAGUGAAUUGGAAAAAUUACAAAGAAUUCCUAAUGAAAAGAUUCAAAAAAUACUUGGAAUAAGUUUUGAUUCACUGGAUAGCUAUACAAAGGAAAUAUUCCUUGAUAUUGCAUGUUUCUUGGUCGGUAUGGGCAAAGAAUAUGCUAUCAAAAUACUCGAUGAUUGUAAUUUAUUUCCAAAUAUCGGUAUUCCUGUUCUCAUUGAUAUGUCACUUGUGACAACUGAUUGCCAAAAUAAGUUAAUGAUGCAUAAUCUGAUUCGAGACAUGGGAAGAAAAAUUGUUUGUCAAGAAUCACCCAAAUAUCCAGAAAAACGCAGCAGGUUGUGGUUUCACGAGGAUGUCUUAAAUGUACUACGCAAACAUACGGGUUCGAAGAAAGUUGAGGGUCUCAUCUUAAAUCCCCCGCUACUUGAAGAUGUAGAACUGGAAACUAAAGCAUUUAAAAAAAUGACGAAUUUAAGAUUACUCCAAAUCAAUGAUGUACAACUUACAGGAUCCUAUGAAUAUCUCUCCAAAGAGCUAAAAUGGCUUUGUUGGCAUAAGUGCGCUCUAAUAUCUCUCCCACGGGAUUUUCAUCUAGAGAACUUGGUUAUUCUUGACAUGCAGCAUAGUAAAGUCAAACGAGUUUGGAAGAGGAAGAAUAAAAUUUUCAACAAGUUGAAGGUCCUUAAUCUUAGUAAUUCCAAAUGUCUCACUAGAUCACCAGAUUUUUCACAAGUCCCACAACUGGAGAUACUAGUACUUGAAGGUUGCACAAGCUUGGUUCAGGUGCAUGUGUCCAUUGGACAUCUCAAAAGACUUGUUUUAUUGAAUUUAAAGAAUUGCACUAACCUGAAGUAUCUUCCAAGAAGCAUUUUUAACUUAGAAUCUCUUGAAACUCUUAACUUAUCUGACUGCUCGGCAUUUGAAAAAUUACGGAAUCAACAACCAUCCUCCUUUGGUCUUUUCAUGAAUCUCAAAACUGCAUCGUUUUCUGGAUGUAGAAGUCUCAUCGAAUUACCAAACUUCUUACAUGCCCCACAUUUGGAGAGUCUGGAACUUGUAGGUUGUACAAGCUUGGUUGAGAUUUGCAAGUCUAUUGGACUUCUAAAAAGACUUGUUUUGUUGAAUUUACGAAGUUGUGAGAAGCUUAGGAAUCUUCCAAAUAGUUUUUCAAACUUAGAAUCUCUUGAAAGUCUCUACUUAGGGGGUUGCUUUAAUCUUGAAAAUUUACCGGAGCAAUUAGGGAAUAUGACGGCUUUAAAAGAGCUGGAUGUGAGCUCCACUGCUAUUAAGCAACUGCCAUCCUCCUUUAGGCUUUUGAAGAAUAUUGAAACUAUAAGUUUUUCGGGAUGUCAAUUUCUGAUCGAAUCACCAGAGUUAGCACAAACCUCAUGUCUAAAGUAUCUGACAUUUGAAAAUUGUACAAGCUUAGUUAAGAUUCACAAGUCCAUUGGACAUCUGAAAGGACUUAAAUUACUUGAUUUAGGAAGGUGCAAGAAGCUUAGGGGUCUUCCAAUUAGUAGCACUUCUAACUUAAAAUCUCUUGAAAGUCUUAUAUUGUCUAACUGUUUACCGGAACAAUGGGGGAAUAUGUUGGCUUUAAGAAAAUUGGUUGCAUACGGAACUACUAUUGAGCAAAUACCAUUGUCCUUGGGUCUUUUGAGUAGUCUCAAUGUUUUAAAAUUGGUUGGAUGUGGAGGAUCGAUAUCACCCAAAAGCUCCAACCACAUAAGUUUGUUAUCCAUUUCUGAAUUAUGUUCAUUGACACAACUAGAUCUCAGUAACCACAAUUUGUCUGAAGACGAGAUCCCCAUUGAAUUUGAAUGUUUAUCUUUACUCGAAGAAUUGAAUUUAUCAAGAAACAAUUUUCGUAACCUACCUAGUUUCAUCAGUCGCCUUCCUAAAUUAGAGUUUUUAAUUUUGAAUGAGUGUACUAGUCUUCAAUCAAUUUCACUUCCUAAAAGUGUAACAUCUUUGAAAGCAAAUGGUUGCACAUCAGUGGAAAGAAUCUCAGUUCUGACAAAUGAGAGUUCAGGAUCUUCUGACCUUGAUUAUCUCGACCAGUGGUGCAAAAAGAUGCCCGCAUAUAUUGAACUUGAUAAUUGCCACAAACUGGUUGAGAUUAAAAAUCUGGAGAGUUUGCUACGUAAACCAGGUUGUGUUAGCAUGGGAAGCUGCUACAAUCUAUCAUCUGAUUUUAGGGAGAGUGUUCUCCCGUAUCUUCUCAAGACGAUGUGCGAGACAGGUGAUGAAGAUCCUUUCGUUUUCUUACCCGGAAGUGAGAUUCCAAAUUGGAUUAGCCAUCAAGCAAUCGGUUCUUCAAUAUCCUUUCGUGUACCUCCCUUAUUAGAAGGUAAAAUCAGCAAGGUGCUUUUUUGCAUUGUUUAUGCUGUAAACAAGGAAGCACCUAGAGACAUAUUAGCUCAAGUGGUUUGGUUGAGAUGGAAAUGGAGAUUUUGUAAAAGAAGUUUGAGAGACCAGUCCAACAACUGGAAUGAGGUGCCACAUACUCAUCUGGAUGUACCAACUUUUGAUAUCUUUGAAGAUCAUAUACAUGCACUAAAGAUGAUUGACUCUAUGUCGAUAGAAAGACUUCAGAUGAAAAGUGGAGAUGAAAUAGAGUUCGCCGUCGAUCUACAAAUGUGGCGCCAAGGAAUUAUGUGUGAAAUUGAUUCACAAAUUAUGGAAGUGAAGAGGUGUGGAAUCCAUAUGUGGAAUCUAUGAGUAAUUCUAGUUGAUUUUGCACAAUUCCACCCCAAAUAAAUGACAGUCGUGGCAGAUAAAAAAGCAAAUUGGUGAAAUGCAUGAGAAACCGUUUCCUGCUGUCCCUGAAAUUCCCUCACUCACAGACGGCAUCUGUAUGCCUUAAGCAGUGUCCAAUGCAACAGUGGCCAAUGCAGUAGCUGAAUUAGCAUGGAUUCAGUCUUUGCUCAGUGAACUUGGUGUUACUUCUCCACGUCAACCAGUUCUACAUUGUGACAACAUUGGCGCCACAUAUCUCACAUCUAAUCUUCUCAAUCACGCACGUACAAAGCAUAUAGAGAUUGAUUAUCAUUUUGUUAGAGAUAUGGUUGCUAAGAAACUUCUUGAUGUUUGCUUCAUCUCUGGGAAAGAUCAACUGGCUGAUGUUCUCACCAAGCCCCUUGCUGCUAUCCAGUUCGUGAUGCUACGGUCCAACCUCAACGUGCUUCCUCCCACGUCGAGUUUGAGGGGGCGUAUUGGAUCAGAAUCCUAUUUGGCUAAAGAUACUACUAUAGACUUGAAUAAGAAUUCUUCUAAAGCUUUAGAGUUAAACAAAGACUCUUCUAUUUAGACUUCUCUUUAGAUUAACUCUAGACUAGUUGUGAUUGUAAUCUACUAGGACUCUAGAGUUAUAUGUUCAGAUUUGAUAGAUAGUUUGUUUCAUGUAAAACACAUCUAGCUAUUAUCUAGAUGCUUCAGAUACUUCCAUAAAUACAACUACUGGCAUACAUGUUAUGUAGGCAGAAUUGCAAAACAA
This is a messenger RNA of Alnus glutinosa, 4942 nucleotides long. Its product is annotated as disease resistance protein RPV1-like. NCBI's taxonomy places the organism in Eukaryota, Viridiplantae, Streptophyta, Magnoliopsida, Fagales, Betulaceae. Gene Ontology annotation, molecular function: ADP binding; protein binding. The record is from RefSeq and is a predicted model, not a curated record. The transcript has 7 exons. Gene Ontology annotation, biological process: signal transduction; defense response. Bases 127 to 4167 code for a protein of 1346 amino acids.